AUGGAUGGAAAUAGGCGAUUCGCGAAGACUCACCAGCUUGGCCAUGUCAUUCACGGCCACGAGAAGGGAUUUCAUCAGCUUGCGAAGAUUUUGGACUGGUGCCAUGAACUGGGGGUGCGAGAAGUGACAGUCUACGCAUUCAGUAUUGAAAAUUUCAAACGGAGCUCUGAUGAAGUUGAUGGUCUGAUGAAACUUGCGGAGGAAAAAUUUAAGAAACUUUUGGAUGAAAAGGACAAGUUGAUGGAGAAAAGGAUUUCGUUUCGGUUCUUUGGUAACAUUGGUAUGCUACCUCCAAAACUGCGUAAAUACAUAGCACAGAUUCAGCUUUUGACGAAAGACUUCGAAAGUGGUGUAGUAAACGUAUGUAUGCCAUAUACUUCGAGAGAUGAAAUGGCUCGUGCUUUCGAACUGAUCAGGAAAGGAAGAGAAAAGGGACUCGUAGCCGAACAUCAGAUAUCAGAGUGGCUAAUUUCUCGCUGUCUGGAUAGCCGACAUGGGACUGAACCAAAUCUGCUUAUUCGAACAAGUGGUGAAAAACGUUUGAGUGAUUUCCUAUUGUGGCAGGUGGUGUGCUGA
Molecule: messenger RNA, 576 nt
Organism: Haemonchus placei
Lineage: Eukaryota; Metazoa; Nematoda; Chromadorea; Rhabditida; Trichostrongylidae
Source: the annotation of a GenBank genome assembly